Verticillium nonalfalfae is the source of this 4014-nucleotide messenger RNA. RefSeq lists its product as uncharacterized. Lineage: Eukaryota; Fungi; Ascomycota; Sordariomycetes; Glomerellales; Plectosphaerellaceae. The transcript is spliced from 4 exons. The coding region runs from base 1 to 4014 and encodes 1337 amino acids. The record is from RefSeq and is a predicted model, not a curated record.
AUGUCCGACAAAGAGCUCCGUCUGCGACUGCUCGUCCGCCGUCAUGGCGUCCCUGAGGUCAAGCUCGUGUGGAACGUGCCCACGGGCCCCGAUUGGACCAUCGCAAAGCUGAUUGCCCAAGUCGACGAGGCCAUUCCCCUUGAGAGCGGCGAGUGGGGUCUCGAGGACUACGCCGUUGAGCUAAGGGGUCCUGACGGCGAACCUUUUGAGUGUCUGCACUUCCAACAAGUCUCCAAGGUCCUGAAGGACGACGAUCAGGUGAUUAUUCGAUCCCUCCUGACCGAGGACAUCAAGCGUCGCCGUCUCAGUGGGAGACACCAGGUCUCCUUCGACGGCAAACAUCUCGUUGAUGGCCUCGCUUUCGGCCGACCUUGGCUCAGAACGCCACGCGACCGUCCACAAGUGGAACUGCCGCCCCGAAAGCGAGCCCGACUUACAUGGGAAAGCGAUGACGAUGCUGCCGCCUCCAAUCCUCCCGACGGUUCAGACGAAGACGCGGACCGAUCCCCUUUACUCAUAGAAUAUGACAAAGAUGAUCGUUCCACGAAGGGCCACUCCAAGAAUGUCAGAUUCCACGCCGAACGAGACGAGGACUCAAAGGACAUUACUAGGGAUGAGGAGGGUGCUGAGGACGAAUUCGGAGCAGAUGACUUCCAGUCCGGCAGUGAAAGCUCUGACAGCGAGUCGGUCAUGGAAGAUGACGAGGCGAGUUUACUUGACGAGCUCAAGGACAUUCAGGAGGACCAUGCCGCUGUAGAGGGCGAUCAUGAGGACCAUGAGGUGCAACUGCCGCCUCACCAGGUUCAGCAGAUAUCAGAGUCUCCUCUACAGCCACAACUCGUGACCGUUCAGGCAUGGAUCGCCUCUUUGCGUAUCUCCUUUCCCGAAAAGUCCGUUGAAGAAAUUUCUCAAGCCUUGAUAGAAAGCCACUACGACACCUGGGAGGCAUAUCGUCGUCUAGACCGCCAGCUUUAUCUCCAACAGGAUCAAUCGAGCCCUGUACGACCGUCGAACCCUGGUCCACCCGAUGUGGCAUCCAUCAGCAGCUCAUCGAGUGCCAGCUCCAGCUCCAACUCGAGUUCCGAGUCGGACUCGGAUCUGGACACAAGAAACAAACCACGAGAGAGACUAGCUAUCGACUCGGACGAAGAUUCGGACGACGACUCGGAUUUUGAUGCAGAUGAUGCCAACGAUGAUAGCUCAUCAUCUGACUCCUCAUCUGACUCCUCAGACUCAUCGUCCUCGGACUCGGAGGGCUCCGAUUACAGUCCUUCCAGAAGGACAGCUGUCUCGCGCAAAGCCGUACCGGUAUCGACAAUCGCAGAUGGUGAUCUCUCGGAGAAUGAUGACACUGUCAUCCGAUACCCUAUGCAAGAUACGCUAGCUACGGAAAUUUCUGAGGAAGACAGCAGCAGCAGCAGCAGUGACAGUAGCAGCGAUGACUCUAGCUCCGAAUCGGAGCCUGAAGAGCUGACCAGCAAGGCUCCGAUUAGUCUAUCAAGUAAACAAGCCGCUGUGUCAGCACCACAACCGUCUUCCUCCGUUGUCGAGAACGAUGACCAGCCGCUCGUGCCGCCAGGACAUGGAAUGCGUAAGACACAAAAGAGAAACCUUAGGCGACGGUUGGCCAAGAAAAUGGCAUCCAGAGAUCAAUCAGAACUGAGCAUCAAUGAGCCUUCUGCCGCUUCCACGCCUGAUGCCUCCAAAUCUCGGGAGGAAGCAGAGUUACUGGCACGGAAAAAGGCACUCCUUGAUAUGAUGGAAGUAGACACAUCCGUACCAUCGGCAAGUCCGCUCAAGUUGAACAAGUAUCCCGAGUCUGCACCCGCAGAUCUAUCAGGUAUCACAAGUCCUUCAACGUCCCCAGUAGGCGCUGUUGAAAACAGAGACGGGCCAAGCGAACAUUUGGACGCGACCUCGUCGGCAGCAAGUCGCCGCACCAAGUUGAAUGUCGAUGCGGGGCGUCGGAUGCUGUUUGGCGCUUUGGGUCUCCGCAACCCAAAGACUAAAGCUGACGAAGAGAAGUUGCGCACCAGGUUGAUGAAGGAUGUGCGACCACAUAUCAACCCUCGCGUUACUGACGCAGAGGGCAGUCAGGCGGCAGCAGUAGUGCAGGCUACCGAAGAAGUCGAGGAGGAAGACCCGGACGCCUGGCGCCAGAAGAUAAACUGCAGCGCGGUUGAGUGCUGUGACGAAGGCAUCGUGCUGUCUGAACCGCCAUUCCCUUUUGUGCAGCGGUGGGAUCCUCAGCAGCAGUACGAUCCGUCACAGAAGAAGGGCAAGCGCAAGCGACCUCAGCGGAAUGCUUCUCAGUUCUACCAGGAGGAUGACUCGCAAGCCUGGAAGAAGCAGAGAAAUUCCUUCGGAGAUGACAGUCACGAUGCAUCAUAUGCCACAGAAGGGGACUUCACGCAGGAUGAUAUUGUUCUCCAGUACGAUGACGCUCCCGAAGAAGAGGCUCUACCAGCGCAGAAAGCCCAAGCAAAUAGACAUGUGCCUGAUGUCGAAGACUUGCCACCGCUCCCAGCAGACUUGUCCACACUGAAAGACCUGGCCCCCGGAAAGGCAAAGCCGUACAUGGUAAUCACCUGGAAGCAGUGGAUUCUUUCCGGGCAGACAAAUUGGCAACCUCAGCUCUCCAACGUGACGGCUGUCGUUGUCAAGGUCGCAGGUAACGACGGCGCCGAUCUACGACUGCUUCUGGCCAUGAGGGACAGAGGGCUUGACAAGCCCGAGAAGACGUAUGACCAAGGCACCGGCAAGCGCAUAUACGACAAGUUUGAGGCCCCUGAUAUCGACGAAGACGAAGAUGAAGACGAGGUUGACGAUGGCUAUCGUGAUGUACGGUUCAACGAACUGAUCGAGCCUAAGGUUCUACUUGCUGCAGGUACCCAGAAGCAGGAUGGCUGGACUGACAGUGUCGUGCGGGAGACACAGUACGAAGAAGGCAGAGAUCGAGACGAGAGACUUGCCAACGGGUAUGAGGAUCAAAUGAUGACAACUACGGCGGAACAGCCCGUGGAGGCUGACGGUAUGCAGGGUGAUUUAGGUUCUGGUAGCAGUGCCGCUGUUUUGGAGCAUGCUGCUAGUCCUACGCAGCAGAAUCAUGAAGAGGAGGAUGCAAACCGACAUGCACAACCUCGGAGCACACGCUCUUCUCCGGUCGUCUCACAACAGAUCGGAUCCACGGCAGAACAACCAUCGGCAUCUGAAGAAGUAUCCCACAACUCUAGGCAGUACCAUGAUACCAUUCCCUCACCUCGCCAGGCUUACAAAAAUUUGGACGGUCUCCAGGAUGGCCAGCCAUCUCAGCAAGGCGACAACCAUACCGAAGACCUAAACAGCCCGGCAGGAAGCUUGCACACCGACCUCAUCCCCGCCGAUAUGACACUCGCCGCUACCGAUGCGGUACCUCCAUCGGGAGUACAGGGGGAACAUGGUUUCUCGGCUUCGACGCCGAAGGCAAAAGCCCUGUUGAAGACGCCAAGCAAAAACAUUGCAUCUGAGACGCCAUCGCCGAGUCUGUCACUGCCCUCCGUCAGUGAAAUUUGGGCGACCGCUGCCUCCCACAAUUCGCAUGGCACGCAAAGCCCCUCCCGAACGACGGCAGAGUCCAUUUUGAUUAGAAAGAUACUGAAGGAUGAGGAGUAUGAGGAGGCUAUGCGCCGCAUCGAUGACGAAGAUGAGGGCGAGGAAGCGUUGCUAGGCACGCCCAAGAAGCGACUGUUUUCGAACACGCCUCGGCCUGCUGAUGGUCAGAAGCCAAAUUUCCAGAUACCUCCAGGCAGUCAGGUCAUUACCCUGUCGUCAGACCGAGAAUCCCAGGGAGAGGCAGAGCAGCAUGAAAAGGCGAGCUUGGAUGAAGCCAGUGCCAAGGGCAGUUUGAAAGGUGCCCUCAAGGGGAAGAAGAACCAGGCGCAGCGCAAGAAGGAGGCCAAGUCCCGCGCUGUCAGGACGACGUGCAGCCAGCGCGAUGCGGGAUGCAUGAGUCUAGGCCCUGUGUACAUAGUCUGA